AUGGCAAAUAUUCUUGCAAAAACUGUCGUCUCGUCGUGGUCGCCGUUAGGUCGUGAGACAUGGAAGCCUGCCUGGGUUGCAGAGGACCGAGUGCCCGAGUUUAUGGGUGGUGGCAUAGGGGUGCAAUUCGGCGGUAAAAAAUACCUAUGGGGAAAUAUUCCUGCCCUCGACAUCCUCCGACUUGAAUCAAAUGAAGGAAAGGACUAUGCAGAAAAUCUAUGCUUACUCUUUGCUGCUUCCGGAGACCUUAGAAAUCUCAUUAUGACGAUCAAUGGACUUCCCGACACCUACGAUCACUCUAUCGAUAUUACCCUCAAUGACAUGGAUUUUGAUAUUGUAGCUCGCAACAUAAUCCUGCUUCUUAUUGCUCUGACGGUCGAGCAAGUCAACGAGGCUGCUGACUGUAUUCUUCAUCUCUGGUACUCAGCUCAUAUCCGUGAGGCUCAUAUUGACAUCCUUGAAUCUCGUGUUCGCCCAUUGAUCGAAGAUGUCUGCAACAAGAUCAACGAUAAAUCAUCCAACGGGCUAUUUGGAAAGACAUGGAAAUUUAAGCAAUCUUCCCUGAGAGUCGUUCUUGAGAAACCGUCAUGGAUCCGCCUUGCAUCUUUCGUUAAUAGACUAGACCGGGUUUCCAAUGAACAAGCGAAAAAGCUUCGCACAGAUACUACUCUGGCUGAGUCCAGAAAGGACUAUCGGGAUCGCCACAUGUGCUUUUUACCAAUCUCCUAUCGGAUACCCUUCGUCAAGUUUAGGGAAGACGGUAUUUUACUACCAUUUGGACAACCCCGCCAUGAGUUCCAGUUUCCAAACCCGACAUUUUUCCGAGAUGAUGGUUCCUGGAAUAUGAAAGACAGUGCUGACCCCCUCCACGGAUGGUCCCUGGAGGAUGUUGUGAAUACAUCAAGCGGACCUGCAGAAGCUGAUCUUUACGGCAAACUCUUCUACUACGUCCGUGAAGCUCUCCAAACAUUUCUCCUUCAACUCUCAUCGAUGAAUGCUUCAUUAAAUUUGUUUCAGAUGGACGCAUCUUUGCUUCCGGAGCACCUCGAGAAAGACAGUUUCAGUAGAAUUGAGGUCUCUAAUAUUUCCGAUUCGGGCUGGUUGGGAAUACAUGGAACUCUUGGCUUGAUUAUGCCAUUACUUCAGUCCCCUCUGAAAAAUCCUCAUGCUACUCUCAUAACUCUCUUUAUGAAUGCUAUUGAGGAAAGUAUGACUGACCAAGACAGACUACGCAAAGCGAGCUGGGACAGUCCGGCAACAAAGACACUGAUGAAAUACCUACCUCCAACUAGACGUCUGAGCUCUCGGUAUGACCCUGACAUCAUUAAAUUCAACUUUUGCCGGGAACUUGUCACAAAUUACGAUGACAUAUUCAACCAGUAUCUCCGAAAGUUGAAGGUCUUCGAAUUUGCCAGUCUUUUUAAUGUGGAGAUGAAGAAAAAGCAGACUAUAAUGGACAAGUCACCUUACAGAUUAAAGCUGCGGCCUGGCCAGCCAGGGGCACAAGAUGAGUUUGAACGGCAACUUGCCUCAGGAUUGACGGGGAAAGAACGCUAUUUGGAGUGGAGGAGAAUCAGUCUCACUGCCAAACAGCCCUUCUAG
Penicillium angulare is the source of this 1602-nucleotide messenger RNA. RefSeq names its product DUF4470 domain-containing protein. The record is from RefSeq and is a predicted model, not a curated record. The transcript is spliced from 6 exons. Lineage: Eukaryota; Fungi; Ascomycota; Eurotiomycetes; Eurotiales; Aspergillaceae. Bases 1 to 1602 code for a protein of 533 amino acids.